Paramisgurnus dabryanus is the source of this 3752-nucleotide messenger RNA. RefSeq names its product NLR family CARD domain-containing protein 3-like. Gene Ontology annotation, molecular function: protein binding. NCBI's taxonomy places the organism in Eukaryota, Metazoa, Chordata, Actinopteri, Cypriniformes, Cobitidae. The record is from RefSeq and is a predicted model, not a curated record.
AACCUCUCUCUGGAGAAAUCUCUAUAAGAAGAGAGAAAAUAAGGACCACCAUCUCAAAAAUAUGGAGAUGAAGGAGGGCACUGCAGCAUCUCCAGAACCAAGCAGUGUGUCUAUAAAGAGUAAGGAGUCCAUGCUAGAUCGUCCUAAUUUCAGUGAUGAAGCAGUGAACUCUGAGCCCAGGCAGCUCUGCACAAAACAAAUCCUGCUGGAGGAAACUGAAGACCUGCAUCAGGAUUCUCAUCAACAAGUGAGAAUCGUUCUGCAGAGAGUCAAAGACCAAUACAAAACCAGCAUGAAGAACAAAUAUGAAAGUUUAUUUGAGGGAAUCAAACAACAAGAAAAUCAAACCCUCCUGAAGAGGAUUUACACACAACUGUACAUUAUAGAGGGAGAGAGUGAAGGAGUGAAUGAAGAACAUGAGCUUUUACACAUGGAGAAAAACAUCAGAACACAACAAUUACAAGACAAAACAAUCUACUGCAAUGACAUCUUUAAACCCUUACCUGAACCAGAAGAUAAACCAGAGAAAAGAAGAAGAAAAGAAGAAAUCAAGAACGUUCUUACUAAAGGCAUCGCUGGAAUUGGAAAAACCGUCUCUGUACAGAAGUUCAUUCUGGAUUGGGCCGAGGGAACAGCCAAUGAGGAUGUCGAUUUUAUGUUUGUGUUUCCAUUUCGAGAGCUGAACUUAAUUAAAGAUCAUCAGUACAGUCUUCACAAACUUCUGGUUGACUUUCAUCCCGAACUUCAAGAUCUGGACUCAAAGAUGUAUCACGAGUGUAAAGUGGUGUUCAUCUUUGAUGGUCUGGAUGAAAACAGAAUGACACAGAUGUUUUUAGACUGUGAGAAAGUGUCUGAUGUGACUGAGACUUCAUCAGUGGCUGUGUUGAUAUCAAAUCUCUUGAAAGGAGAUCUGCUUCCCUCUGCUCUCAUCUGGAUCACCUCCAGACCGGCAGCAGCCAAUCAAAUCCCAUCUAAAUACAUCAACCGUGUGACAGAAAUCCAGGGAUUCAAUGACAUGCAAAAGGAGGAAUACUUCAUGAAGAGAAUCAGUGAUGAACAUCAAGCCAACAGAAUCAUCUCACACAUUGGAAGAUCAAGAAGUCUGCACAUCAUGUGUCACAUACCAGUCUUCUGUUGGAUUUCAUCCACUGUUCUUCAAAACAUCUUGAAUCAAGAUAAUGAGAGAGCAGAAAUCCCCAAAAGUCUGACUGAAAUGUACAUCCACUUCCUGCUGAUUCAGAUGAAUAUGAAGAAUCAGAAGUAUGAUGAGAGAGAUCCAGAGAAACUCCUGCAGUCCAACAGAGACUUGAUUUUAAAACUGUCUGAACUGGCUUUCAAACAGCUAAUGAAGGGUAAUGUGAUGUUUUAUGAGGAGGAGCUAAGAGAAUGCGGCAUAGACAUCACUGACGCCUCAGUGUAUUCUGGGAUUUGUACAGAGAUCUUUAAGGAGGAAUCUGGGAUUCAUCAGAGGAAAAUCUACUGCUUCAUACAUCUAAGCUUUCAGGAAUUUCUGUCUGCUCUCUAUGCAUUUUAUUAUUAUGUCACAAAAAAUGUUGACACACUACAGUUUCAUGAUGUUGUUCAUAGUCUGCAUAGAGAUACAGUAGAUAAAGCUCUUCAGAGUAAAACUGGACAUCUGGAUCUUUCCUUGCGAUUCAUGCUGGGCAUCUCACUGAAGUCCAAUCAGAGACUCUUACAGGAUCUACUGACACACAUGGUUGACACCACAGAAACUAUGAAGAAAACCACACAUUACAUCAAGGAUAAAAUUAAACAGAAUAAUCUCUCAGCUGAAAGAUCCAUCAAUCUGUUUCUGUGUCUUCUUGAAGUGAAUGAUCGGACUCUGUACAGAGAGAUUGAAGAGUUUGUAAGAUCGGAUAAACACUCAGAGAAGAAACUCUCUGCUGCUCACUGUUCAGCAAUAGCCUACAUGCUUCAGAUGUCAGAGGAGGUGUUGGAUGAGCUGAAUCUGAAGAAAUACAACACAACACUGGAGGGGAAAAUAAGACUCAUACCAGCUGUCAGCAACUGCACAAGAGCUAUACUUACUGACUGUAAUCUCACGGUUGAGUGCUUUAAAAUUGUUGCUUCAUUUCUGCAAUCCUCAAACUCACCCGUGAGAGAGCUGGACCUGAGUAACAAUGACCUGAAGGAUUCAGGAGUGAAGCUCAUCUCUGAUGCUCUCAAAAGUCACAACUGUAAACUACACACACUGAGAUUAUCAGGUUGUAUGGUGACAGAUGAAGGUUGUUGUUGUUUGGCUUCCGCUCUGAGUUCAAACCCAUCAUCACACCUGAGAGUGCUGGAUCUGAGCUACAAUCACCCACAACACUUAGGAGUUCAGGUGCUCUCUCAAAGACUCAAUGAUCCGAAGUGUACACUGGAGACACUCAAUUUGGAACAUGGAGGAGCAUUCAGAAUUAAAGCAGGACUACGCAAGUAUGCCUGUGAUCUCCGACUGAAUCCAAACACAGCAAACUCUAAUCUCAUGCUGUCUGAGGAAAACAGAAAAGUGACAUGUGUGCAUGAUCCACAGCCGUAUCCUGAUCAUCCAGAGAGAUUUAAUGAGUGUGCUCAGGUUAUGUGUGAAGAGACUCUGACUGAACGCUGUUACUGGGAGGUUGAAUGGGAUACCUGGACUCGUGUAGCAGUGACCCAUAAAGAUGUUAACAGAAAAGAAGGGAUGAAUAGUUUGUUUGGGAAUGAUGAUAAAUCCUGGUGUCUUUUCUGUACUCAUGAUGGAUUUACCACCUGGCAUGAUAGUAAGAAAACAGACAUACCCGCUCCUUCACCUUGCUCUAAUAGAGUAGGAGUUUAUCUAGACUGGUCAGCUGGCACUUUGUCCUUCUACAGCGGCUCAGUAGAAACACAAACACUCAAACACUUACACACAUUCAACACAAAAUUCACUGAACCUCUAUAUGCUGGAUUUAUGGUUCGUUACGGAGCGUCUCUAUGUCAGAUUUAACUUCAUGUGAGCUUUCCGAGCAGGCAGUGAUGCGAAUAGUACAUAAAAAUCAUUUCAUCAGUAAAAUAUUGUAAACAAAUAAGUAGGACUUUCUAUUUCAGCAUUUUUUAGUUGGUGCAUUUUGUUAAGACCACUGCAGGAUUAGGACUUUCACAGUCCAUUGUAGGGUCCCAGCCGUGUCUCCCUACAAGAACAUUGUGGAGAUAUGGGGUGUGAUAUUUUGACUCUGGAUGACUAGCGUGUACACUCAAAACACCCUUGCAUCUAAGUUUUAAUUAUUUAUUUAGUAAUAUUUUUCAUAAUUAAAGGGCGCGGUGCAUGAUUUUUUAAAAACACUUUGGAAAAUGGAGUCGGGCCGACUACCAAAACACACUUGUAGCCAAUCAGCAGUAAGGGGCGUUUCUAACUAACAUUGUUGCCUGGUUUGUGUAUGUGUGGGGCGGGUCUAUCAAAAGAAGGUCAAGAUUCAAUUGGGGUAGGGGCGUGUUUGUUUAGCUGAUUUGUAUAAAAUGUAUAAAUAUAACUGUCAAUGUACAAAAUAUUGCAUAUGUAAACUAGAUGAAUACAGAAAACUACUAUAAAUCAAUAAAAAGGCUUUUGAGUUGGACCACAUACAGUAAAGUGGACAUUUCAUGAAUCUGUAUGAUUUAUGAUCUAUAUUUUAUAUACAGAUGUGACAUACACUACAUUAAUGGAUAAGUGCAGGAGUCAGAUGAGUUUAAAUACAACAGAUCUGCUCCAGUGUAUUUACUGUAAGUUAGAGAGUCAGCAAAAAUAUCCUUAU